AUGGAAGAUCUAUUCAAUAAAAUCAAGAGUGGAGCAUUACAAAUUGGAGAAGCUUUCACUCCAGUAUUAACUGAAAGUAAAUUUCGGGAAACUGGUGUGUUAACACCCGAAGAGUUUGUGGCUGCAGGUGAUCAUUUAGUGCAUCAUUGUUCCACUUGGAAAUGGGCGAAAGCUAGUGACCCUGCAAGGGUUCGUUCAUUCCUGCCAGAAGACAAACAAUUUCUCAUAAUCAGAAACGUUCCUUGUAGGAAAAGGUGUAGGCAGAUGGAAUAUGAUUCAAAUCAAGAGAUGAUUUUAUCGAGCGAAGAAGUUGGAGCUGAAGAUGGUUUUGCCGGUGAUGAGGAUAGUGGAUGGGUUGAUACUCAUCAUUUUGCCGGUGAAUCAACCAAAUCUGAAACUAUAGAUCUUGGAAGCAAUGUUAAUACUGAAACGGGUGAUGCCGAUGAGCCUGCAAUGGAUUUGGAUGACUUUGUUGAGUCAGGGGGUUUGGAUCAAGUCGAUCCUAACAGAUUUGUUGCCGAAACAUCGAAACCGAUAGCAGAAGUUGAAAAGCCAAGAACAUAUGAUUUGCACAUAUGUUAUGACAAAUACUACCAGGUUCCGAGACUUUAUCUUGUGGGUUAUGAUGAAAAUAGGAAACCUUUGACUAUUGAACAGACAUAUGAAGAUUUUUCUGCCGACCACGCCAAUAAAACAAUAACCAUCGAAGCUCAUAAAAGUUUAGAUUGUGAAAUGGCGACUAUUCAUCCUUGUAAACACGCUGAGAUGAUGAAAAGAUUGAUCGACCAGUAUACGAGUAAUGGAAGAGAUCUUGGGGUUCAUGAAUAUUUGAUGCUUUUCUUGAAAUUUGUUCAGGCUGUUAUACCAACAAUAGAAUAUGAUUUCACUCGGUCUGUUAAUUUUUAA
This is a messenger RNA of Auanema sp. JU1783, 906 nucleotides long. The record is from the annotation of a GenBank genome assembly. Lineage: Eukaryota; Metazoa; Nematoda; Chromadorea; Rhabditida; Rhabditidae.